Cornus florida is the source of this 2084-nucleotide messenger RNA. RefSeq names its product pre-mRNA-splicing factor SLU7-A-like. The coding region runs from base 117 to 1727 and encodes 536 amino acids. Gene Ontology annotation, molecular function: pre-mRNA 3'-splice site binding. The transcript has 10 exons. The record is from RefSeq and is a predicted model, not a curated record. Gene Ontology annotation, biological process: mRNA splicing, via spliceosome. Gene Ontology annotation, cellular component: spliceosomal complex. Lineage: Eukaryota; Viridiplantae; Streptophyta; Magnoliopsida; Cornales; Cornaceae.
AUCGUUUAUCUUCAAUCCAUCGUUCAUAAAACAAUAUACCAUCUCUCCCCGUCUUCGUCUCUCUCUCUAGGUUUCUCUUCUUCUUUAUCUGGGUUCCUUUACAUUCAGGGUUAAACAUGGCGACUGCUUCAGUGGCAUUCAAAUCCAGGGAGGACCACCGGAAACAGCUGGAGUUGGAAGAAGCACGGAAGGCUGGCCUUGCUCCAGCUGAGGUUGAUGAGGAUGGAAAAGAAAUCAAUCCUCAUAUUCCUCAGUAUAUGUCAUCAGCACCUUGGUAUCUCAAUGCAGAGAGACCGAGCUUGAAACAUCAAAGGAAAUGGAAGUCAGAUCCCAACUAUACAAAAUCAUGGUACGACCGAGGGGCAAAAAUCUUUCAGGCUGAGAAGUUCAGAAAGGGUGCAUGCGAAAACUGUGGAGCUAUGACACAUACGGCUAAGGCUUGUAUGGAAAGGCCCCGGAAAGUGGGCGCCAAGUGGACAGACAAAAAUAUUGCACCAGAUGAGAAAAUCGAGACGUUUGAGUUGGAUUAUGAUGGCAAACGUGACCGAUGGAAUGGUUAUGAUGCGGCGAGCUAUGCUUAUGUCAUUGAGAGGUACGAAGCUAGGGACGAAGCUAGGAAGAAGUAUUUGAAAGAGCAACAGUUAAAAAAAUUAGAGGAGAAAAACAACCAGCAAAGUGGUGAGGAUGGAGUUAGUGAUGAUGAAGACAAUGAAGAUGCUCUAAAGGUUGAUGAAGCCAAGGUUGAUGAGAGCAAACAAAUGGAUUUUGCGAAGGUUGAGAAGCGUGUUCGUACUACAGGCGGUGGGAGUACAGGGACUGUUAGGAACCUGCGAAUUCGGGAGGACACAGCAAAAUAUUUGCUAAAUCUUGACGUCAAUUCUGCCCAUUAUGAUCCGAAGACCAGGUCUAUGCGUGAGGAUCCUCUUCCAGACAUGGAUCCGAAUGAGAAGUUCUAUGCUGGUGAUAAUCAAAAUAGAUUAAGCGGUCAAGCACUAGAAUUCAAACAACUCAAUAUCCAUGCUUGGGAAGCCUUUGAUAAGGGACAUGAUAUGCACAUGCAAGCAGCACCCUCCCAAGCUGAAUUACUUUACAAGAACUAUAAAGUCAACAAGGAGACAUUGAAGGGGCAGGUGAAGGAAACCAUAAUGGAGAAAUAUGGGAAUGCAGCUGCCGAAGAACAGCUUCCUAAAGAACUUCUGCUUGGACAAAGUGAAAAGGAGGUUGAAUAUGAUCGUGCCGGUAGGAUUAUCAAGGGCCAGGAGACUUCCCUUCCGAAAAGCAAGUAUGAGGAAGAUGUUUACAUUAACAACCACACUAGUGUGUGGGGUUCGUGGUGGAAGGAUCAUCAAUGGGGCUACAAGUGCUGUAAGCAGAUUAUCCGAAACAGUUACUGUACAGGGGCCGCUGGAAUUGAAGCUGCUGAUGCUGCAACAGAUCUAAUGAGGGCAAAUAUUGCUCGUAAAGAGGCAACUGAAGAUAUACCUGCACCGACCGAGGAGAAGAGGAUUGCUACCUGGGGAACUGACAUACCAGAUGAUUUGGUUUUAGACCAAAAAUUACUUACUGAAGCAUUAAAGAAGGAGGAUGAAAGAAAGAGAGAAGAGAAGGAUGAAAGAAAGCGCAAAUACAAUGUUAGAUGGAAUGAUGAGGUUACUCAGGAGGAGAUGGAGGCAUAUAGGAUGAAGAAAGUCCAUCACAAUGAUCCAAUGAAGGAUUUCUUGAACUAAGCUCAGCAGCAGAUUCCAAAACUUGCAAGUUUCUUUUUACUGGAAGCUGGAUUUAGUUGUGUUGGCAGUUGUUCCUCAAUAGUGCAAGCUCACCUUUAUAUGAUUUCACUGUGAAAUUGAAGAAAAAAUGUCUGAGUGGUGGCACUUUAUGUAUGUAGCACAGUAUGACUGAUUUGUUAUUGGUUGGGAAGGACCAAAAAGUUAUGUUGUACAUGUUGAUAUUUGGUGUGUGUUUUUGCUGUAACUAUCCAAAUUGAUGCACAUUAUAGUUUAGCAGUUGUAGUUAUGGCAAAUAAACUUGCUUCUUGCAACAAGUUUCAAUUUAUGUCAUAAUGUCGAGCAAUUUUUUUCUUAAAA